UCGGCUCGCGGGCACAAAACCGAUAAUCGUGUACACACGCAGACGAGCACGGUGCCAUUGCUCUCUCUUUUUUUUUGUUUUUCAAUCCAAAUAGUGCGUGCAAGAACAUCGUUCCUUCAGUGCAGUAGUUUGACAGACGUCGUUUUUUUUUUUUUUUUUUAGUGCACACACGUUAUAUCACCCGAUACCUUAAUUGAUGUCGAUAAAGAGCAGCAGCCGCAUGCUCCCGGCAGCGUCGGCGGUGUCGGCGGCAGGAUGCGGAGUCGAGAGCAAACGGGCCGGGAAAACCAUCACCUGCAUGCGCAACGGGAAAACUAGCAGCGGGAGCAACUGCAGCACCAACAGCAGCAGCGCCAGCAGCAACAGCAGCGGCAACAACAACAACGCGUUUGGCAACACUUCACCGGGCACGAAGAGGGAAGUCGAGGAGGAGGAGGAGGACCACGAGGACGAGGACGACGAGGAGGAGGAGGAGGAGGAGGAGGAUGACGAGGAGGAGGACAGUUUGCCGCUGAAGCAGGAGCCGUACGACUCGUAUUACGACGAAGCGGAGUACUUGCACCAGCAGCAGCUGGCCGAUGCGGAGGGGUCGUUGCAGCAGACGGGCCGCUCGGGGGCCGCGACUUACCCUACCAUACUGACGAGGGUGCGCUCGCACUCGCGCAGCCUAAGGGCCAUGGCUAACCCGAGCGCCGUGUGGGCGCACUUUGACCUGUGCUCCAACGACCCGCUGAGGGCCCAGUGCAGGAUUUGCGGGGCCGUGGUUGUCAGGGGUGGCGCCAACCCCAGGCAGUGCGGCACCACGAAUCUCCACCGGCAUCUCAGGGUGCAUCACGGAGGCAGGCUCGUCGGCAAGAGAUACCAGGUUGUGAACGACAAGCGGGAGCACAACGAGCAGAAGGCGUUGCGAGCGGCCACGCAGAACCUCGUGCGCCAGAUGCGCCAGAUAGCGCCGGCUUUGACGUCGACGAGUCCUCAGAGCAACGCCCAGCGCCAGGCCCAAAAGAUCCAGCAGACGGUCCAGGCCGCCCAACAGCAGCAAAAGGAGCAGCAGCAGAAACAAAGGCAGCAGUCCUCGGGGCAGUCGAAAAAGUCCUUGCUGCUGAAAUCGAUACCCGUGAAGGUGAAGCCGGUCGUGUCGAGUGCCGCCAAGAUGCCGUCUCAAGCGGUACGACACAGCUUGCAGAACUUUCAACAGCUACCUCAGACGAUCUUGCCGCAGCAGCCUACCGAGGUCUGCCUGAGGUGGAACAGUUACCACAGCAACAUGCAGCACAGCUUCCCGUCGCUGCUGGACAGCGAGGAAUUUGUCGACGUGACGCUCGCCUGCGAGGGCCGCUCGCUCAAGUGCCACAAGAUGAUUUUGUCCUCGUGCAGCGACUACCUCGCCCAGUUGCUGCGCGAAAACCCCUGCCAGCACCCCAUUAUACUGAUGCGCGACCUCAAGUUUUGGGAAGUCGAGGCGCUCGUCAAGUUCAUGUACAGGGGCGAGGUCAACGUUACCCACGACAAAUUGCCCCAGUUGCUCAACGCCGCCGAGACCCUACAAGUCAAGGGGCUCGCCGGUCCGAGCAACACCCAGAAUCCAAAGCCUCCUCUGCUGAUACCCCAGCCGAGGGCAUCCGCUCACCACUCGAUUAACCGCUCGCGCACCGAAACCAAAGACAAACCAUCGACCUCGACCUCGAACUUGCUUCCCAACAUACCGUUGGACUACGCCCGUAACCACAUUCCUACCAGCACCCCCUACGCGUCGUCAAUCCUCAAACGCGGCAUCAAACGCCGCAAGGCGGAUCUCGGCGACACGCCCGAGGCUCGUCCCUUCACGAAAAUCCGCCUGCAACGGCCAGUCACACCGUCGAUCGGUAAACAACGGGAUUCCAAAAUCAGAGCCGGCAGUGGUGGUGGGAACAGCAACAUUGUCACCGCUGCUGCCGCCCUUGGAGGUGAGGGCGGUAACGUCGACACACCAGCCGUCAAGGAGGAGCCGAUGGACGUUCCCCUCAGCCCAGGCGACCACCUGUACCAGCCGCAUCCUCGGGACGACGACGACAGCUCGGACGGGCACACCUUCGAGUCGAUCAUCAGGAUGCACCAAGAAGAGGACCCCGGUGGGGAAAAUACGGAGCUUGCCGAUCCGGGCUCCGACUACGAUAACAACGACGACGACGAGGAUGACGACGACGAUGACGAGGACGAUGACGCGGAGCACAUGGAGUUUGUGCCCACGGACUUUCUGGAGCAGGAGCAGAACAUCGUGGAAGAGCCCGAGGAGCAGUCGAACCGCAGUAGUAUGAGCUUCGCCGAUGACGAUUCCAAGCGAAACGAUCGAGACGAAAGGGUGGGAAGUGAGCAGGGCGAUGUGGUCGAGGAGGAAGAUGAGCAGGAGGACGAGGUCGGGGAGGUCGUGGCAAAGAGAAAAGGGGAGCCAGGUGGGCUAGAGCAAUCGAAAAAGGACAAGGAUAAAACGUAAGGCGGUGUAAUGUGUCUGUGAUCGUUGGCUAUAUCUAAAUUCUAAAUAAAAGUGUAUUUUCUUCGUUUUCGCGAGAAAAAAGAUGCAGUCGUUCGUAAGUGUUGCGUCGCGUAGCGGAAAAGAAAGAUUAUUUACUCGAGAAAAAGUAUUAAAAAAACGGUGUUUUUCCUUUAUUUUUUUUUUUUCUAAUUCUUUUUUACGAUAUAUUUUUUUUUUUUCUUUAGUGAUUGUGUCUGAAAGUUUCAGCUAUUCACGUGUUUUGAGCUUACCUUAAAGCGUAAGAUUGAUACUUUUGGCGUUGUUGGUUAGUACUUGUUCUUUUAAUGGAAAUGGUUGACAUUUUUACUGUAUUUUUAUUUGACAAACAAGGUUACUAUGAGAGUUACGUUACUUUUGCAAGUCAAUUCAUGUAAAAAUUGAUUGAAUGCGCGUUAACGAUUCAGAAAAAACAAAAAAAAAGUUUAUUCAGUCAAUUUGCUCAUUACUUUAUUUUGAUGAUUAUGUAAAUGCCAGUGCAUUCAUGCAUAAUAAGCAUAAAUCAGUAUUUACUUUUUCCGCAGAUUCAAAUGAGGAAGAAACUAAAAUUUUCUUUGAAACGGCCCAAUUUUCACGUUUUUCGUCAUCAUUAUUAUUAUUAUUCUUAUUGUUUUUUUUUUUUGGUUUUCAUACAUUCGUCUCAACUGCUGAAUAACGUAUCUUUCCUUAGCAUUUAUCUAUACAAAUCAUAAAUGUAAAAAUAGUAAGAGUACCGUAAUUUUUUGUAUUUCAGAUAAGCUUAUUAUUACUUGUGUAUUUCUAUUAGUUUGAUGGCCAAACAUUCAAUAUUGUGAUUUUCUUUCAUACUUUACUAAGUAAGUGUAUAUAAAAACUACAAAUAGUAUAAAAUAAUUUAUACUUAAGUCAUUUAUAUUUAAGUACAAUUGUGCGUAACUAUAAUUUUAACGCAUCUAAGAAGAACCUUAUAUCAAAGAUCUUUAAAAAUUUUAACAUUUAAAACGUCGAUUACUGAAAAGGAUUUUUAUAGAUCUUUAACUUUGGAAUCGAAUCUACUUUCGACAUUACCUACAUAUUAUAAUAAUGUUCAAACUUCCACAAUGCCAAAUUUCAAACAUUACAAAAACUCUCCGAUUAGGAUAAAGUUGUUUAUUACUUCUGAAUACAUAGGUCAUUGAAUUCACUUGUCUAAUUGGCUUUCUUUUUUUUUGUCAUAGUGUUUUAUUCAUUCAAUAUAAUGUAUUGUGAAAUUCAUUGCAUCCCAAAUAUCUCACAGUAGAGUAUUUUAAGUAAAUUACCGGCUCUGUAUUGUACUUGUGUGCCAUUUAUAAUAAGAUUCGCUUUAAGAUUUUAAUUUAUGCAUUUAACGAUCAGAUUCUGAUAGUUUUAACGACGGAAAUAGUGUAUAUUGCAGUGUUAUAUUUUUUACCAUAAGAAAAACUUAAUCAUCAGUAUACGUACAAUUGUCUGUACUUGUAAGAAAGUGAAAAAAUGUUCACUGUCAUCGAAUGAUAAAAACCAAAUUUAUCUUUAAUAUAAAUAUUAUCAUCCUGUAUAAAGCGAUGUCUUGAAAAUAAAAAAUUAGAUAAGCAUCAAUAAAAUUUACUUCAUUUGUAAAUCAUUGUCAUCACGAAGAUAAAAUUAUGCCUGUUUGAACAAAGGUUAGGACAAAAACACUUAUUUGAAAACAAAAUGUUUCAUUCUGGUGUCGUCAGAU
Copidosoma floridanum is the source of this 4184-nucleotide messenger RNA. RefSeq lists its product as uncharacterized. Gene Ontology annotation, biological process: regulation of transcription by RNA polymerase II. The record is from RefSeq and is a predicted model, not a curated record. NCBI's taxonomy places the organism in Eukaryota, Metazoa, Arthropoda, Insecta, Hymenoptera, Encyrtidae. Gene Ontology annotation, molecular function: DNA binding; protein binding. Gene Ontology annotation, cellular component: nucleus.